Molecule: messenger RNA, 2145 nt
Organism: Stylonychia lemnae
Lineage: Eukaryota; Ciliophora; Spirotrichea; Sporadotrichida; Oxytrichidae
Source: the annotation of a GenBank genome assembly
AUGAGCUUUGUUUUAAAGUUUAACAAGCAAAGCAACAAUCAAAAGCAAGCUUAACCAACAUAAGGACGCUAGAAUUCGCAGGAUAAUGAGCAAAUCUUACAAAACAGUAAUAAUACAAACUAGUAUCAGGAGAAUAAAAUAGAAAUUUGCUAGGAGUAAUCUCUAAAGAGAUAGUGCAAUUCAUCUGUCUAGUUAAGAUGCCUGCAAGAAGAAAGGAAUGAGAGGAAACUUAGAAAUUAAUCUUCAAACCAUAAUGGCAGUCAAAACCCAAUAAACAUCGGGAACAGUAGUUUUAUUGAUGAUAGCACUGCCUCAACCACUAAAUUCUAGCAUUUUUUCUCAAAGUCUCCUACUGUAAUGAUGAGUUCCCAGUCCUUCACAUUAAAAAACAACUACAUGUUUGGCCCUCUGAAUAGCUCAACCACUCACUUAAAAUCUCCGAAUGCACAUUAAGGCAAGUAGAGAUCGCUUUUUAAUGUUAGAAAUUUAAAUGCUAACAAUGAAGAAAAUCAAACUUCUCAUAUUAGUUCUGGAUGUGAGAUACCCAGAAGAAAUAUUAAUUUAGACAAGUACUUAUCUCAGUCUAUCUAAAAGGAUACAAGAGCUGAAAUAGAUUAGAAAUUAAAGGAUUAAAGUCUAUACUUUAGUAAGGAUCUUCAAGAAAGACUAAAGAUUAUUAAUAACAUUGAAAAGGAUAUGAAGGACAGCAAGUAAAGAUCUAAUUCAAGAUUAAGUUCGUAAAAUAGGAGUCUUUCUGCUCAGAAAAUUCUGAAUAAUUCCUCUUUGAUGUUCUACCAAGGGAUUCCUAAAUUAUUUAGACAGAGUCCAUAGGCUUCACCCAGACCUCUAACAACCAUUAAUAUUUAAGAUUAGGCUGUAAAUAUAGUAAAGAGUCCUACUAAUCAUUUAGAGGCUAUUAACAGAUCUUUAUAUCUAACAAAAAACCUUCCAGAGUCAAAUAUUAAUUAAUGCAGAACUUCUAAACAAUCAGACUCUCAUCCUAUAGUAUUUCAGAGUAAAUCGCCUUAGCCAAUGACUGUCAAAUAUGAAUAAAAAGUGAACAUGAUAAAAAGGUGUUCACCCAGUUUGCUGAAAAAAUCAUUUUUCACUCAGAAGUCAAUUUAAUAAAUAAGCUUAGAAAAACUAAGACAAGAACAUCCUAAUCUAAGUCAGAACGAAAUAAAUUAAGGAAUAUUAAAUCGGUCUGUUGAAUCUCUUAAUGAUUCUAAGCAGGCUAUUCAUUAAGAUCUUCUAACACUUAAACUAAUCGCCAUAAAAGAGAUGAUAUUGCAAAAUAAGUAAUAGAGUAAAGACAAAAACUAGCUAAAAUCACAAGAAAGAAAUCAUCAGAACUAAAGUCAUAGUCUCAGAAAUUCUUUUAAUCAUACAAGUGUUUCAAAUAAUACAAAAGUUAAACAGAUUUAAUAAGUCGUCCUGCCACAAACUUCUAAUGUCUAGCAAUAGCAAACUAGGAAUGCUAAAGAUAGCCCUAAGAGAUAAAAGAAAACUAAUUAAUCUUACCUUAAUUUCACUCAAUCUUACAGAAUAGAUAAAAGUACUAGAAACUUCAAUAAGAUCAAACUGGACUCUAAUAAAACACCUUUAUCUCCAUCAAGAAGAGGUUCUAAACUUAAGAUGACUUCCAAAGCAAGUAAUCAAAACAAAACCUUAUGGCUUGGAAAUCAAUCUCCAAUUAAUCAGCUACCUCAAAAUCCGCAAAGCACCACAUCUCUAUCUAUAAAUACUGAAAAGCUUAAGUAGUUCUGCUAGGUAAAUCAAUCAAGCAGUUAAUUACACAUUUCUCACUAGCACUCCUCUUAGUAAAAUCAGAAUAAAGUUAGUUCUCAAAAUAUUAGCUAAAAUAUUUAGAGUAUCUCGAGUCAAAAGCAAUCACCUCGAUACUAGCCAGCUAAGAGCAACUUCGUUAAAUUCUGUAAGCCUGAAGCGAUUAUUGAAACACCUAUUCCCUAAUCAAUCUCAACAAUAAACUCUUAAGCUGAAACUCAAAGAUUGACAUUAGAUUAAUCAUCAAAGCGACUUAAUUUUCAAAAGAACCCAUCGCAGCAAGCUCUCUUAAGGCUUAACACUUUCAUUAAAUUGACUAGGUAGCAAAUGUUCAAUAACUAAACUAACUAGCACCACUGA